Messenger RNA from Bactrocera neohumeralis, 1089 nucleotides. It is a transcript of the gene Sgf29, whose product is annotated as SAGA-associated factor 29. Gene Ontology annotation, cellular component: SAGA complex. The transcript is spliced from 3 exons. The record is from RefSeq and is a predicted model, not a curated record. The coding region runs from base 150 to 1025 and encodes 291 amino acids. Lineage: Eukaryota; Metazoa; Arthropoda; Insecta; Diptera; Tephritidae.
AUCCUUGUUUGUUUACAUUUAUUACAAACUUGAAAAUAUAUUUCCCCAAUUGUAUAUUAUUUAUCCGAAUUUGAUAAUUUGAAAGUAGCGACCGUGGAAACGAUUGCAACCUCUAAAUAAACAAAAUAUUUAAUAUAGACAACUCAAAGAUGCCACUAACUGCUGAAAAUGCUGCUCUACAAAUUCAGGACCGUUUAAAAGAUUUGCAGCGACUCAUUCAUCAAAUCGAUGAGGAACGUAGGCGUUCUGAGGCGAAUGUGAAUAGUAUACUUCGCGCACAACAAUCAAAUUUUCCACCACAAAAGUUGAAAACAUUAUUCAAAACGGGACUGCAAGAUGCUUCUCAUGAAGAGGCGACUAUACGUGGUGCUUUAGAAAAAAUACAAGAGAUUCGGAAUAUUCGAAAUGAACGUCGCGUUGCUGCCCGCAAUGCUGGUAAUAAGGAGGCCAUACGUCGAGGAGCCCUUAUGAAAAUGGUUCAAAUUUCUGCACAGACCUUGCCUCUAUUUGUAAGCAAGCCGGGUGAAAAGGUGCCUCCUUUAUGUGGCGCUACGCCAGCGGAAAGCAAUUACAUUGCAAAAGUUGGUGAUAAUGUAGCGGCUUUAGUCAAAGGUGUAGAAGAUGACGAAAAUUGGAUUUUAGCAGAAGUUGUGCAAUUCUUACACAGGCAAAACAAAUAUGAUGUGAUCGAUAUAGAUGAAGAGCAAAAGGAUCGUCAUGUAUUAAGUAAGCGUAAGAUUAUACCACUGCCGUUGAUGAGAGCUAAUCCAGAAACUGAUGGCCAUGCAUUGUUUCCAAAAGACACAGUUGUCAUGGCACUUUAUCCGCAAACUACAUGUUUUUACAAAGCUAUUAUACACCGUUUGCCGCAGACAGCCACAGAGGAUUAUUUGGUGCUAUUUGAAGACUCAUCUUGUACAAACGGAUACGCUGAUCCAUUACCAGUAGCUCAACGGUAUGUCAUUGCUUACAAACCAACAAAGAAGAGUGGAGGUGGUGGAAGUGGAAGUGUUUCUUCAGCAUAAAAAAAACAACGUAUUUAUAUUCAGUAAAUUUAUCUUAUAAAAUAAAAUGUAAUAAUUAAAUCUA